AUGUCUGGCUUUAAGGUCGUCUAUGCCUGCCGCUAUUGUGGCAAUAUAAUCGGCUACAAAUCCUGCAAAUUAAAUGAGACGCCCUAUGAUUUGCUAUUGACCAGGACCUUUAACCUAAUACAAAACGACAGGAUCGGAGCGACGGAUGGGGAGAGGUUCCAGCAUCUGCACUGCUCCAAGUGUCGCACGGAAUUGGGUCUCCUUUGUCUGCAGAGCGAACGGAAUGCACGACUGAAGGGACUUUCGCUGCUCGAGAAGGUUCAUCUGGUGGUUUACGACUCGUAUGAGGUGCCAUUCGAAAUGCCUUCAGCCCACGAUGACUGAUGGAG
This is a messenger RNA of Drosophila takahashii, 329 nucleotides long. Lineage: Eukaryota; Metazoa; Arthropoda; Insecta; Diptera; Drosophilidae. The record is from RefSeq and is a predicted model, not a curated record.